Messenger RNA from Paramacrobiotus metropolitanus, 2205 nucleotides. RefSeq lists its product as uncharacterized. Lineage: Eukaryota; Metazoa; Tardigrada; Eutardigrada; Parachela; Macrobiotidae. The record is from RefSeq and is a predicted model, not a curated record. The coding region runs from base 448 to 1908 and encodes 486 amino acids. The transcript has 9 exons. Gene Ontology annotation, biological process: proteolysis. Gene Ontology annotation, molecular function: metalloendopeptidase activity; zinc ion binding.
UCUCACCAUUGAAUUGCUUGUUGGAACACUUCUGGUACGGUGUCGACCGGCAGAAUUCGUUCCCUCCAACAAUUCAUGUUGUACCACACACGAUGUGGCCCUGGUAUUAUGGCUUUGGCCUGGACUGCAGGAUAUAUCUAACUUUCAUGGGAUGAACCUGGAUAAACCUCCGUAAAAAUGCAGCUUUAUCAUCUUAACAGCUGCCGCGCAUUUCUGCGUAAUUUAUAUUUAAUUAACUCCUUCUUUCAAUUUAUUUUAUAUUAUUUUCAAGUGCGUUUCCCAUUUCACAGCAACGUAUUAGAAAUGUGACAAAUCCAGAAGAAUUCAUUGAAUCACAGCCACUGGAAGGGUUGAGUAUCCUGGAAAAUGAUAUCCUGAUUCCGAAAAAACGUUUGUCCGUUCGCGAGGUCAACUCCGCUCGGCAGUGGCCAAGUCGCUUCAUCCCAUAUGAAAUUGAUCCAGCAGCGGGAUUUCGUAAAAAGCAACGAAACUGAAAUGUUAAUGCUGGCAUUCCGGGACUUUUCGGACAGUACCUGUGUCCAGUUUGUUCCGCGCACCGGUCAACGCGAUUAUGUUUUUAUAACCACCGAUCCAAAGCGCGGGUGCCUUUCUUAUAUUGGAUGGCAAGGUGGUCGACAGGAAGUCUUUUUAUUACGGCCAAACUGUUUCUACCUAAAAGGAACGAUCAUCCAUGAACUAAUGCACACGAUUGGAUUUUAUCACGAACACUCCAGACCCGAUCGGGACGACCACGUUCAGGUCGUAUGGAACAACAUUCGUGCCGACAAACUCAGCAAUUUUCAAAUCGAACAAUCUGGCAAUACACUGGGUGUGCCAUAUGAUUACUCGUCGGUUAUGCAUUAUUCCGCGUUGACGUUUUCCAAAGAUCCGGAUGACAAAGAAUACACUAUGAUACCGAAAAACAUGGGCUUUCCUCCGGAUCGCUUGGGUCAACGCCGCGGCUUCAGUGCAAUUGACCUGCAGCAGAUAUUAGUAUUUUACAACUGUCCGAAGCGGUUGAUGCCGUUUAUCGGCGGUUUCGUUGAGGAUCAUCCCGGUUUUCCUGAUCCCAGCGAACAUACCAAUCCAGAAGACACUUCAAAGAACGGCAAACUCAUACCGCUAGUUCGUCAAGCUCGAAACGAAGAUAUAUCUACAGUUAACCACGAAAAUGACGUCCAAGCGCCGCAGUUCAUUGUAGCAGGCACACCUAGCACCAUCAAUGUGGAUGUGCCGGUUCUGCCCGGAACACUGCACUCCAUUGCGGAUAAUAACGCUCCACAGGAAAUCAUCCAGCCACCGACCACCUCGUCCGCUGUUUCCGUAUGCUCGGGAUUUUUUGCUCCAGAUGCUGUACUAAACUUUUUAGGGUUUUUCUAUUUGUUCAAAGAUGGAUUAUAUUGGAAGUAUUCGUAUCUGGAUGGUGCAUUUACAAAACAACCCAACUUUCCAAAGGCUUAUAAAGCAAAUUUUAAUGCAGACAUUCCAAAUAAACUUGACAGCGUUUUCAGUUACCUCACUUAUAUUUACUUUGUGAAGGAUACUAUGGUAUGGGUUGCGAAAAGUGAUAGCGAUAUCCGUGGUCCUGUUGCUCUAAAAAAGCUUUUUCCCGGACUACCGGACAUAUCAUGGGACAAUAUUUUUGUGAAGGGGACCAUUAUCCAUUUCAUAUCUCGAGCUUCUACAUGGCUGUACGACAUCAGAUCUGAUAAAAUUAUGGGCCCGCUAAUGAAUUUCCAAAAUCCUUUAUUUUUGAGUGGACCGGUCACGGAAUUACCUGACGGAAGGAUGCUAGCUUUUCCAACAACUGAAUCUAUUGGAGACGGAACUCAUUUGUAUAUGCUGGAUAGACUUUCUGGCCAGACGCUCCCUGGAUUUCCGAGAUCGACGAAAGAGACUUUUUGUUGAUAAAAUAAAACUUAUGUUGUUUUAAUUGAUUGUUGUUAUAAGUGUUCUGCCACGUUCUUGCCAUGGAGGUGUGGAUUGUUCCGGCGGCUGACAAUGAGGAAGUUCCUCACAUUUAUCGUCCCAAAGUUCAUAUCUCCAAACCAGCAUUGCAGUAGCCGCAGCUUAUUUUCAUGUGUAGAAAUUCAGUGCAUUUCGUGUAGAAAUUCGGUGCAUUUCCAUGUAUUCACUGCUUUAAAAACUUGAUGCUAAAGGUGAGAAAGAGAUGACCACGUUAUGGUUCGAAGCCGUUGUUCGAGA